Messenger RNA from Dicentrarchus labrax (European seabass), 6252 nucleotides. It is a transcript of the gene prex2, whose product is annotated as phosphatidylinositol-3,4,5-trisphosphate-dependent Rac exchange factor 2. The record is from RefSeq and is a predicted model, not a curated record. NCBI's taxonomy places the organism in Eukaryota, Metazoa, Chordata, Actinopteri, Moronidae. Gene Ontology annotation, molecular function: protein binding; guanyl-nucleotide exchange factor activity. Gene Ontology annotation, biological process: intracellular signal transduction. The coding region runs from base 365 to 5206 and encodes 1613 amino acids. The transcript has 41 exons.
GAGGCUGGAUUAGGAUGAAGAUUGUAGGAGUCACAUGGAUUUAACUUUCAAACUGGUGUCCAGUUGUUGUCCGCUCUGCAGUGACGCUCUGUGGGAAGCUGUCUGGUUGUUGUUGUAAUUCCCACCUCUGUUUUUUUAUUUCAUUUUUGAAAACUUUGCUUGCCUUUCAUGCGUUGUCAUCCAGUAUUCCGGCGUUUGUUUGUUUUUUAUUUGGACUUUUCGUGGACUUGCAGAGCGCAGACCGGUUGCCCCUUCAGUUUUGACCAUGCAGCAAACUUUGCAACACUUUCGCAUCUGAAAAACCCCUGUUUUGUGAUGUAAAACUUUGCCGAAGGAAGGAAAGGUUUGCGUUUAUUUACUCACAAUGACUGAGGAGAGCAGAAGUGAGCACAGAGCUGAAAGCGGGAAGGACUUGGAGAAACAGCUCCGGCUCCGAGUGUGCGUCCUGAAUGAACUUUUAAAGACUGAACGGGAUUAUGUUGGGACACUAGAGUUUCUCUCGGUGUUUCUACAUCGUCUCAACCAGUAUGCAGCCACCAAAAUCGACAAGAACAUCACAGAGGAGACUGUUAAGGUUUUAUUCUCCAACAUUGAGGAGAUUCUGGCCAUUCACAAAGACUUCCUGUCAAUGGUGGAAGAGCUGCUCCAGCCUGACCCUCAUGCUCACCAUGAAAUCGGGCGCUGCUUCUUGCACUUUAGGAGCCGUUUCCAGAUUUAUGAUGAAUACUGCGGGAAUCAUGAGAAGGCUCAGAGGCUGCUGCUGGAACUCAAUAAGAUCAGGAGCGUCCGGACAUGUUUACUGAACUGCAUGUUGCUGGGAGGCAGAAAAAACACGGAGGUCCCACUGGAGGGUUACCUGGUAGCUCCUAUUCAGAGGAUCUGCAAGUACCCAUUGCUGCUCAGAGAGCUACUGAAAAGAACCCCCAAGAAACACAACGAUUAUGCCCUGGUUCAGGAGUCUCUGCAGGUGAUGAAGGCUGUGUGCUCCAGCAUCAACGAAGCCAAGAGACAGAUGGAGAAGUUGGAGAUUUUGGAGGAAUGGCAGUCCCAUAUCGAGGGCUGGGAGGGCUCCAAUAUCACUGAUACAUGCACGGAGAUGCUCAUGCAUGGCGUCCUCCUGAAGAUUUCAGCUGGAAACAUACAAGAGAGGAUUUUCUUCCUGUUUGACAAACUUCUGGUCUAUUGCAAGAAGAAAAACAGGCGUUUAAAAAACAGCAAGACGGCCACAGAAGGUCCUCGCUACCUGUUCAGAGGUAGAAUCAACACGGAGGUGAUGGAGGUGGAAAAUGUGGAUGAUGGCACUGCUGACUACCACAGCAGUGGGAACAUAGUAAACAACGGCUGGAAGAUCCACAACACGGCCAAGAACAAGUGGUUCGUCUGCAUGGCCAAGACCCCGGAGGAGAAGCAGGAGUGGCUGGAGGCCAUCAUGAAAGAGAGGGAGCGGAGGAAAAGUCUGAGGCUCGGCAUGGAGCAGGAUACGUGGGUGAUGGUGUCAGAGAAGGGAGAGAAGCUCUACCACCUCAUGACCAAGGGUAACCUCAUUAAGGACCGGAAACGCAAGCUCACCACCUUCCCCAAGUGCUUCCUGGGAAGUGAGUUUGUAUCUUGGCUGAUGGAAAUCGGCGAGACAGGCAAUCCAGAGGAAGGGGUUCACCUGGGUCAGGCUCUGCUGGAGAAUGGCAUCAUCCACCAUGUCACAGACAAAUACCAGUUCAAACCUGAGCCUGUACUGUACCGCUUCCGCUACGACGAUGGCACCUACCACCCCAGAAGUGACAUGCAUGAUGUCAUAUCUAAGGGUGUUCGGCUCUUCUGCCGUCUUCACAGCCUCUUCACUCCUGUCAUCAGGGAUAAGGACUACCAUUUGCGAACCUACAAAUCAGUGGUGAUGGCCAACAAGCUGAUAGACUGGCUUAUCGCACAGGGGGACUGCAGAACCAGGGAGGAAGCGUUGAUCUUGGGGGUGGAGCUGUGCGACAAUGGCUUCAUGCAUCACGUGCUGGAAAAGAGUGAAUUCAAGGACGAGCCCUUGUUGUUUCGUUUCUUUGCUGAUGAGGAGAUGGAGGGUUCCAACACCAAACACAAACCUAUGAAGCACGACCUGAAAAUAGUUGAGAACGUCAUCUCCAAGUCUCUCCUGAUAAGGCCAAGUGAUGGAGGCUACGGCUUUACCCUGGAAGAGAGGAACAGAGUCCCCAUCAUCAAAUCUGUAGAGAAGGGCUCCCCAGCUGAGAUGGCUGGCCUGGAGGUGGGGAAGAAGUUGUUUGCCAUAAAUGGAGACCUAGUGUUCCUCAGGCCUUUCUCUGAAGUGGAAGUUCUCCUCAGGCAGUGUUUCAACAGCAAGGGACCCCUCAGGGUGCUGGUUAGCACCAAACCAAGAGAGACGGUAAAGAUCCCCGACUCAGCUGAUGGGUUGGGUUUCCAGAUUCGUGGCUUCGGCCCUUCUGUCGUCCAUGCUGUUGGGAGAGGCACGGUGGCAGCCAUCGCCGGCCUCCACCCGGGCCAGUGCAUCAUCAAGGUGAACGGCAUCAAUGUGAGCAAAGAGAGCCAUGCCAGCGUCAUCGCUCAUGUCACUGCUUGCAGGAAGUACCGACGGCCCACCCAGCAAGACACUAUUAAGUGGGUGUACAACAACAGUGAGAGCGCCCAGGAGGACAGCCAGAAAACUAACCAGAAACCAACCCCCGAGGAGAAUGGAGACGGCUUUGAGUGUAAAGUAGAAGAGGUGAUGGACAAGUUCAACACUAUAGCCAUCAUUGAUGGGAAGAAGGACCAUGUAAGUCUGACAGUUGACAACGUCCACCUGGAGUACGGAGUGAUGUAUGAGUAUGACAGCACCGCUGGCAUCAAGUGUCACGUGCUGGAAAAGAUGGUGGAACCCAAGGGAUUCUUCAGCCUCACUGCUAAGAUCCUGGAGGCACUGGCGCGUAAUGAUGACAUGCUGGUGCAGAUGUGUGGCAGGUUGAGUUUUAGCUGUGAUGUGAUCCCAGAGGAGCUGCAGGUACGCUUCAGUGCCAUGUGUGGUGAGAGGGUGGAGCACAUCAACCGACGUAUCACCAACUACAGAAAGUUUGCUCGGGUACUGAAGAACAGAGCAUGGCCAACCUUUAAGCAGGCCAAGGCUAAGGUGUCCCCACUCCAUAGCAGCGACUUCUGCCCUACAAACUGUCAUAUCAAUGUGAUGGAGGUGUCCUAUCCGAAGACCACCACCUCCCUGGGUAGUGCCUUUGGUGUGCAGCUGGACAACAGGAAGAACACGCUGGAGAAGGGAGGACGCAGUAGUGCUGAGCAGGGUAAGCUGAACCCCAUGGUUAAUGUCCAGCAUACUAUCACUACUAUGGCCGCACCAUCGGGUCAUAGCCUGGGCAGAACAGAGGGCCACGGCCUUCGCUUCCUGCUCAGAGAGGAAGACCUGCUCACCCUGGAUGCUUACCAGAAACUUCUCUACAAACUUACCACGGUUGUCAAGGAGAUGGAGACGCACGGUGCCCAUAUCCAUGACCUUUUAUCCUCCAUCACCCACCCUCCAGCAACAGAGGUGAGGACCCCAGAGAGCUACAUAUCAGCAGAGAGUGAGGGGGAGAAGGGGGAGCGGAACGGGAAGAAAGUGUGUUUUAACGUGGCAGGUGACGAGCAGGAAGACUCAGGACACGACACAAUCAGCAACCGAGACUCAUACAGUGACUGUAAUAGCAACAGAAACUCCAUUGCCUCGUUCACCAGUAUCUGCAGUAGCCACUGUAGCUCCUACGUUCACAGCGAUGAGAUGGACUCAGGAGAUGAGAUGCCCUCCAGUGUGUGGCUAUCCCAUGAUAAGCAGAAGAAACUUCACAGCUUUCUGGAACAUCUGUUUAGCCAGGUGGACUCAAUCACCAGCAUGCUGAGAGGAGCAGUGGUGGCUCGGGCAUUCGAGCAGACCAAGUGCUUCACACCCGGAAGAGGAUUACAAGAGUUUCAGCAGGAGAUGGAGCCCAAGGUGAACUGCACCAAAAAGUUGCGUCUCCACGUCAAGCAGGAUCCCUGGAACCUCCCCAGCAGCGUUCAGACCCUCACGCAAACCAUUGCUAAAUACGUAGAGGAGGUGAAGACACGGCUGCUGUUGGUCUUACUACAAUAUACAGACUCAGAGAUCCAGUUGCGUCGAGAUAUGGUGUUCUGUCAGUCUCUAGUUGCAGCUGUGUGUGCCUUCUCAGAGCACCUACUGGCUGUCCUCAACCAGUUCCACAAUGUAGGCAGGGAGCCGGACCAGGACAGCUCAGACCCCCAGGACCUUCAGGAGGCCCAGGAAGCCAGCCGCCGUUGGCUUGAGCAGAUUGCCAGCGCUGGGCUGCUCUUCCACUUCCAGUCCCUCCUCUCACCGAAUCUGACUGAUGAGCAGGCCAUGUUGGAGGACACACAGGUAGCCCUCAUUGACCUUGAGAAGGUCACAUUCUACUUCCAGCAAUUUGAAGGGGAACCACUGGUGGCCAACAUGCCCAUGUCAUACCAGGUGGAGGGCACCCGUCAGACCUUGAAAGUUUGCUUCUACCUUGAGAGUUUCUACUUCUCCCAGCUGCCCCACAGGCUGAGAAACGGGGGAGGCAUCAAAAUCUACCCUGUGCUCUUCACACAAGCGCUGGAGAGUAUGGAGGGUUACUACUACAGAGACAAUGUGUCAGUGGAAGAAUACCAGGCCCAAAUCAAUGCUGCCUCAUUGGAUAAGGUCAAACAGUACUACAAGAGAUUGAGGGCUUUCUACCUGGAUCAGUCAAACAUGCCACCUAGCUCUGCACCCAAAGCUGCCCUCAUAGAUAAGUUGAUGCGUCCCCUUAAUGCUCUGGAGGAGCUGUACCGUCUGAUGGAGAGUUUUAUCAGCUGUCGCCGCACUGCUGCCUGUCAGUACACUGCCUGCGGGGCUUCUGGAGUGGGGCUGCUUACUGUGGCCUCUGAGCUCUGCUCUCGUCUGGGAGCCACACACAUCGUCAUGUGCAACAGCGGCGUUCAUCGCUGCACCCUGAGUGUGACACUGGAGCAGGCCAUCCUGCUGGCCCGAAACCACGGCCUGCCCCCUCGCUGCAUCAUGCAGGCCACUGAUGUCAUGAGGAAACAGGGGGCCAGAGUUCAGAAUUCCGCCAAGAAUCUGGGAGUGAGGGAUCGCACACCAUCAACAGUCCCAAGGUUGUACAAGUUGUGCCAGCCGCCACCCCCGGAUGGUGACCCAUAAUGCAUUGCAUCCAGGAAGAUGCUGAAGAAGUCUAGAGGAGCUUUGAGUCCCAAGCAUCCUUUUUCCUCCCUCCACCCAUGAAGGAUCAACCUAAAUAAAGACAUUUAUUGGGUCCAUUUUAUAUAUCCAGAGUAGAUGCCCUAAAGUGUAAAUAGGAUUUUAAAACCGUAAAUAGUAUUUUUAAUACGUUAUAUUUUUCACUGUUGUACUUUAUACAUAUUUUGAGUUUUUUUUUUUUUCAUGUAAUGCAUCUUACAAGACAAUGAUUCAGAGUUAGAAAGGAAAAUAUUUUUAGCCAGAGAAUGCAUUUAAAUUAGCCCAAUGAAAUUGAGUAAAUCCCAUCAGUUCACUGUCUGCAUAUAAUGGGCUGAAAAUCAUGUUUGCUUUCACGAGGGACAUUUGCAUUUCAUGUUAUUAGUUUAAUUUGCAUAUGAAAUAAGCAAGAUAAUAUUGAUUAAAAGGAUACUGGAUGAAAUUUGGCUUUCUAUUGUGUUCAAAUUAGCCAAUAAUUUCUCUGCUUCUCUUUAGCUCUGACUUCUACGCUUUAUCGAAUUCUGUCAGUAUUGGAUAACCAUAUGAAUGUGUGUUUUGUAAUGUUCCUCAUGAUCUUUAUUCGCUUGUAAAUAUACAUAUUUAGUGUGUGAAUGUGGUAUAAGAGUCAUGCCCUUGUUUCCCAUUGUCUGUAACAUGCAUGCAUAUGAAGAUUCUAAAUGGUCUAUCAGUAUUAACACAUAAUAGCUUUCCAGAUGUAGAGCUAUGAGAUAUAUUCUGUUAUUUUAUAUUGACAGUACUCAGGAUUAAAGUGUCUCUCCAUGUUACUUAUUACUGGAUGUAUCAUUGUAGGUGGAUGUCUAGCUCACUACUAUGCAAACAAACAAGUGGUAUUAAACUGCAUCAAUAAGCUCCAGUAGUGUUUCCUAUAUACUGUAUGUCUCUGUUUCAUCCAGGUGAAAAUGGUUGAUUUUUGCUGCAGAUUUUCUUUGAAACACUAAAAUGCUGUCAUGUAAACAGUAUGUAAAAAAUAUAUUAAAAUGGAUAACAAUGGA